Arachis stenosperma is the source of this 3726-nucleotide messenger RNA. Its product is annotated as disease resistance RPP8-like protein 3. Gene Ontology annotation, molecular function: protein binding; ADP binding. The transcript is spliced from 3 exons. Bases 183 to 2936 code for a protein of 917 amino acids. NCBI's taxonomy places the organism in Eukaryota, Viridiplantae, Streptophyta, Magnoliopsida, Fabales, Fabaceae. The record is from RefSeq and is a predicted model, not a curated record. Gene Ontology annotation, biological process: defense response to other organism.
UUCAACUCAAACCAAACUGUUCAUACUUGAUUUGCAAGUAUAUUACGGGAAAUGAAGAUACCAAGUAGUUACAAAAAAGAAAGGUUUGGUCAAACAGAAACAUCAACCAAGUAUUGAUUGGAGGAAGCUUCCCAUAGCUCCACAAGCACAAGAACAAGCUCAUCCCUCAUCUUGGAUUAGGUAUGGCGGAGGUUGCGGUUACAAUUGUGGUUGAAAAGCUAGCAGAACUGCUGGUCCAGCAAGCAGCGGAGGCAGUUUCAGAGGUGGAAUGCCCAGAGGGGGUGAGGGAGCAAGUAGGGAAGCUCAAGAACGAACUGGCAUGGAUGCAGGGCUUCCUCAAGGACGCAGACGCUAAGCAAAGCAACGAGCGUGUUCGCAUCUGGGUCUCUGAAAUCAGGGACUUGGCCUUCGAAGCCGAGGAGCUCAUUGACACCUACAUGUACAAGGCAGCCAUGCACACCCGCCACCUGGACAAGCUUUUAAGACCCCUCCACAUGUACAAGCUUGCAAGGAGAAUUGACAGGAUCAUGUCCAAGAUCAAGGACGUCUCCGCCAGGCCCGAAGCUUAUGGCGUCCGAGGCGAAUCGCGCGAGGAUAUUAACCUCACUAGUAUUGAGAGUUUGAGGCACUGGAGGCAGCCAUCGCCUUACUCGGAAGAAGAGUAUGUUAUUGAACUUGAAGAUGACAUUGAGCUGCUGCUAUCUCAGCUUCUUGCCGUGGAGCCAAGGAACCAUGUAGUUUCCAUAGUUGGCAUGGGGGGUUUGGGAAAAACCACCUUAGCCAAGAAGCUUUACAAUCACAGAAGCGUGGUGAACCACUUUGAGUGCAAAGCAUGGGUGUAUGUGUCGAAGGAGUACAGAAGAAGGGAUGUUCUGCAAGCGAUUCUGAGGGAUGUGGAUGCUUCAAGCAGAGAUGAGGCUGACAGGUUGGAGAGGUUGCCGGAGGAAGAAUUGGUGAACAAGCUUCACAGUGUGUUGGAUGAGAAGAGGUACAUGGUGGUUCUUGAUGACAUUUGGGGAAUGGAGGUUUGGGACGGCUUGAAGUCUGCAUUUCCAAGGAGGAAGAUGGGGAGUAAGAUAUUGCUGACAACUCGGAAAUGGGAAGUUGCUUUGCAUGCCGAUGCGAGUAGCAGUCCUCAUCAUCUGAGGACACUGACAGAAGAUGAGAGCUAUAGUUUGCUAUGCAACAAGGUGUUCAUCCCUCCGGAGUUGGAGAGCCUUGCAAGGGAGAUUGUGGUGAAAUGUGAGGGUCUGCCCUUGGCUCUGGUUGUGAUUGGAGGAUUGCUGUCAAGGAAGCACAAGUCAAGUGUGGAGUGGGAUCAAGUGCUGAGGAAUAUCAGCUGGCACUUGCUGCAAGAGCAGGAGAGGAUAGCAAGGAUUCUGGAACUCAGCUACAAUGAUUUACCCUCCCAUUUGAAGUCCUGCUUUCUCUAUUUAGGCCUUUUCCCGGAGGGUCUCAACAUUCAGACAAAGAAACUGCUCAGAUUGUGGGUUGCCGAAGGCUUUUUACCGCAGGAAGGCCAAGAGACGCCGGAAGGUGUUGCUCACAGAUACUUGAAUGAGUUGAUUGGAAGGUGCAUGAUUCAAGUGGGAGCAGUGAGCUCCUUAGGCAGAGUUAAAACAAUUCGCAUCCAUGAUCUUCUCAGAGACCUUUCACUCUCCAAAGGAAAAGAGGAAUAUUUUCUCAAAAUAUUUCAUGGCAACAUGGCACCCUCAUCCACCACUUCUCAAUCUCACUCUCAGCAGCCAACCAGAUCCCGGCGCCUUUCUAUACAUUCUUGUGACGACCGGUAUGACUUCUUAAAACACGGUGCUCAUCAUUCGCGGUCCCUGCUGUUCUUCAACAGAGAGUAUAAUGAUAUAGUGGGGACAAUCUGGUUCCACUGGAAUUUCCUCCAAGAACAGAAAUUGAAUUUCAUCUACAGGAAAUUCAAGCUACUCAGAGUGCUGGAAUUAGACGGUGUUCGGGUUGUUAGCCUGCCAAGCACAAUAGGGGACCUGGUUCAGCUAAGGUACCUAGGAUUGAGAAAGACUAAUCUAGAAGGAAAACUGCCACCUUCCCUUGGAAACUUGAAAAACCUGCAGACACUUGAUUUGAGGUAUUGCUGUUUUCUCAAGAGAAUACCAAAUAUAAUUUGGAAGAUGGUGAACUUGAGACAUUUGCUGCUCUAUACUCCAUUUGACUCUCCAGACAGUGGACAUUUAAGAUUGGAUACAUUAACAAAUCUGCAAAGCCUACCCUACAUUGAUGCUGGUAAGUGGAUAGAAGACGGCGCUUUAGCCAAAAUGAGCAAUCUCAGGCAGCUGGGGAUAUAUGAAUUAUCAGGAAAAAUGGUGAAUUCUGUGCUUUCCACUGUGCAAGGUUUUCGCAACCUUCAUUCGCUAACUCUUUCACUUCAAUCCGAAGAGGAUGAAUUUCCAAUGUUUAGGCAGCUGUCUCAGUGCAUUCAUCUUGAGAAGCUCUCUUUGAUUGGAAAGAUCAGGAAGCUACCCGAUCCACAUGAAUUCCCUCCAAAUCUUUUGAAACUAACUCUGCAUAACUCCCACCUGCAGAAGGAGUCAAUUGCCAAACUGGAGCGGUUGCCUAAACUCAAGAUGCUCAUAUUGGGCAAAGGUGCAUACAAUGUGCAGGAACUGAGCUUCAAUGCUGAGGGGUUUUCGCAAUUGAAUAUUUUGCGGCUUAUUCAGUUGAAAGAAUUGGAAGAAUGGACUGUUGAGGAAAGAGCACUUCCUAGGCUCGAGCACAUGCUUAUUGAUGGCUGUGAGAAGCUGAGAACGAUUCCAGAAGGACUCAAGACUCUCACUUCUCUCAAGAAAAUAAAAAUUAUAGGAAUGCCGGUAGAAUUUGAACAUAGGCUUCGAACUAAUGAUGUGCCGGAGUUCAAGUAUGUUACUCCAGCAAUUGAAUCUUCCAUGGACAUUUUGGCAGUUGAUUAACAAUCAGCACAAUGUUGAUGAGUAAGCACAAACCUUCAUCUAAGGCAUGGAAACAUUUUCAGGAUCUUGCAGAGACCUUGACAAAGCAGUCAUGAAAAUGCAAUCUCAGCAGGGAAGCAGCCAUGCGUGUUUCUUUUGCGACAGCUUUGGCCACAAUGGACUUGACAAUCUCUUGAGCUCUGGGGCAAGACUUGUCAUAAUAUUGCAGGUAGAGGUAACCGCCUACUUUCUUGUCACAAUGGCAGAAGGGUGCAAAGGCUAGUAGAGAAAGAAGCAGGAGAAAGUUCACAGAAUUGGCCAUACUUGUUCCUCUCAUCAAGAUCACAAAACAGAACACAAACUAUAGAGUGAGUAUCUAGAAAGAAAAAAAAUAAAACGUCUUCAAACUUGAUUGGAUGCACAUUGUGAUAAGAACAUGGUAUUUAUAGGAAGAACCUGGCAGAAAAUAAUUGCAUAACAGGAGAAGAGUAAGAAAAAGGUGCAAUGGUAAAAAAAAAAGCUUGGAGUUGGUAGCUAACUAGCUUUCAAAUCCAUUAAAAAAAAGGAAUAUUGGAGUUGUUAAGUCUUGCCUCUUGCUACUGGACAAAAUAAAUUCUCUGUAGUAUUAUCAACAUAAAAAUAGCUUGAGGCUUUUUAGCAUGGUAUAAAGCAAAAGUGUUUAAGCUUAAGCUUAACUAAUUAUUAGAAGGCAUUAUUGGACCCUGGUUCCUACAGUAUUCUUGCAUUGAAAGCUAUGUAUUAUCAUUGGGUGUUUUUAUUAAGACCCGCAUCAAUUCCUUUCUUGCAUUAA